Molecule: messenger RNA, 1530 nt
Organism: Nematostella vectensis (starlet sea anemone)
Lineage: Eukaryota; Metazoa; Cnidaria; Anthozoa; Actiniaria; Edwardsiidae
Product: nematocyst expressed protein 4-like
Exons: 6
Coding region: 185-1303 (372 amino acids)
Source: RefSeq, a predicted model, not a curated record
CCUGGACCUGUUUUGCCACGAAAGCGCGAUCAUAAAAACGUGAUUGAUAAUUCAUGGUUUUGUGCCGUUAAAUAUUCAUUCCUUUGCUCUUUGUUUCAUCACUUGGACCUUGUCUCAGUUCGACUGUUGUGUCUUCGCGGAACGUGUCCCACAAGUCCAUUAGAUUUGCGGAACGCGGAUCGAGAUGGCCUGGACACUAGUCCUGCUUGUCCUGUUAGGGACAUCAAGUUGUUUAGACGCAAAGGAGCUGCACAAGAAGAUUGACAUCAGCGCGCUGCUAGAGAGCGGCUCAGGAAGCGGAGAGGAAGGGUCCAGUGGCAGCGGUUCAGCGCCAGAACCCGUGCGCGACCAGGAUGUCGACUGGAAGCAGUUUAAGAUCAAGCCCGAGCAAUGCUUGGACAAAGGCGAGAACUGUACAGGAGAUCCUGAGCAAUGCCAAGAGAACUGGCAAGAAAUGGUGGUCCAAUGUCCCUUUAGCUGCCGUUUCUGCUCCCAGAGAUCUAUAGACGAUGUGACUGAGUGCACAGAUGCGCGAGGCGCUGCGUGCAAAGACUGGGCCGACAACAGGAAUGACUGUCUGCGCUUUCCUCAGUUCAUGUCCACGGAAUGCACCAAGUCCUGCAAACUCUGCGGAAAAGAAACCAAUGGGAAGAAGUUUGACAAAGACGUUAGAUGUAUUGAAUGGGCCAAGAAUGGCUACUGCAAUGAGGGUGAACUUUACAAAGAGAAGUGCCCCCACAACUGCGAGGUCCACAAAAGUAUUAAGAAGGAACCAAAGGGUCCUUAUCCUUACCCAACUGAAAGCCUGUACCCCUACCAGUACUGGCAACUAUACCCCGCCCCGGGACCAGCACCUUACCCACCAUACCCAUAUCCCACAGCCGCACCUUACCCAUAUCAAUACUCCCCCUACCCAUACACCCCCUACCCACCACCACCAUACCCAAACCCAUACCCACAACCACCAUACCCACCACCACCACCACCAUACCCAAACCCAUACCCACAACCACCAUACCCACCACCACCAGCACCAUGCUCUGGACCUGGACCAUGCCCCUACCCAGGACCCCCACCACCACCCUACCCUGCACCUACGCUAUACCCACCACCACCACCGCCAUACCCAGAGCAAGUACCACCACCACCACCACCACCACCACCACCACCACCACCACCACCACCACCGUACCCCUACCCCGACCCCUACCCAGACGAGUCUGAGAAUACAAAGCAUAAGAGCAAAAAGCAUGCCAAACACCAUGAAAAACACCACAAAGAGAAUCACUCUAAAAAAUCUUAGGUGUUUAGAGUUAUCGACAAAUAGUUAAAGUAUUAUUUCACAUCCUUUUAUUUAUUAAAAAGCUUCGAAUCGAUUAUAUCAAUUGUUGCAUCAAAGUAAAAUACAUAGUUUGGCAUAGCAAAUCUUAUUAUGUAAUUGUCUGGCCUAGAAAAUCUCAUAAUGUAAAAGAAUUUAUCUAGACGAAAACGUAAAAUAUAGUAUAUUCAAUAAAAAUCAGUUUUGUUAUA